Molecule: messenger RNA, 2274 nt
Organism: Wasmannia auropunctata (little fire ant)
Lineage: Eukaryota; Metazoa; Arthropoda; Insecta; Hymenoptera; Formicidae
Exons: 4
Coding region: 151-1350 (399 amino acids)
Source: RefSeq, a predicted model, not a curated record
GACGAGCCGUGUUGGUUAUGGCAUUUAUACCGAAUUGCAUCUUCUUUCGCAAGUUUUGCAAGAAGAAGAAGAAGAAGAAGAAGAAGAUGAUGAUGAUGACGAAGAGGCGGAGGAAGAAGCUUAGUCGUGGGUCGUUGCUCCAUUAUAGUCAUGGCUUCUCAGAGAUGUGAACUGAUAGUGCCAGCGAUCGUAAUCAUUAUUUGUUUAGAUGUAUCAUCCAUCGUCGCUACUGCCGCUGCCGUAGUGUGGAAUCCGAAAACAUCUAGAUACGUAGGUAGUUAUAAUUUGGACAAGGGACCGGUAUUUUACGAGGCGUACUAUCCGGACACUCGCGACGCUCAUCAGGAAAAACGACGCUACUUUGAUCGAAAUACGAUGUUGGAAACGAGUUUUCAGAUGCCUUUCGAGCGCUUUGUAUAUUCUGAAACUGCGGAUUAUCCUAUUUCAACCAAUGAAUCGUUUGCCGCUGUGGUUGAUGAUAAGGAGAUGUUACCGAAAGAACAACGGAAAACGAUAAAACCUCGACGCAAUUACGACGCUACGAGUCAUCUCGUAUCUUUCUCCAAUAAACAUUCAACAAUUUUCGACGAUGAUAAAAAUUUGCAAGCUGCGAAUAUCGAGGAAAUUUCCAAGCUCGUUAGAAGAGCGAUUUCUCGUGAUCUAGAGAAUUGGAACGCUCUUGAAGGAUAUCUCGAUCGUACUGUCCAUCAAGAUCGAUCGAUGCCUCAGCUGGACAUGUACUCUAGAGAAAUCCACAAAAGUGGAGAUGGUAGUUACAUAUUUCCAAUAAAUAAUCGUAGAUUUAUCGAAACGGAUUCGUCGAAAAGGUCGAAUUUCGGAGCGUUGUUGCCUCGAAAAUUGGAUGCGCGUGAUGCAAAACAAUAUAUAUUUCGACCUAUAUAUUUCGAUGGAGUCGAUGAAAGUACAGUAGGGAGCGAAAUGAGCGCCAGUCGAACGCAAGCUAUUGAUACUAUACCACCGCCGAUCGAUAUUAUCUCCAAUUCAUUACCUCCGGAGAACAUUUUUCAACCACGGCCUCAAUUAAUCAGAUACAUGUUUUUUAAGAGACCAAUACCUCCGCGGCUCGACGAACGCGGCGCCGACGAACAAGAUGAGAAGACAAUCGACCUGCAGUCUACACCACCAACUCACAAUGACAAUCUCAUUCGUCAAGGAAUCAUCGAUGACAAACGUGGCAGACGAGUAGGAGAAAAUGUCAAAGUGACGUCUAUCGAAAUAAGCCAACUGCCACGACACAAAACGCGUCAUCAUCACGGCGAGUGGCUUAAACGAGAUUAUUCUAUUCAUCGUCAUCGCUCGCAAUCCGCUGCUUAUCCGACUGUAUCGUAGAAAUAAAAACUUAUCUUAAAUUAUUAAAUUUAUACCGGUUUCCGUUAUCUCAUCUAUUAUUAAAUGAUAACUGAAUUGUGAAUUGUAUCAUCUCAAACGCACUAUUUAUUGAAUAUAUCUUGAACAAUGUACAUGCAACAAUUAUAUAUAUUAUAUCUUUAUAGCUUACUUAUACUAAAAACAUUUUCUGUUACUUAUUUUUACGAGUUUGUUAGUUGUAUCGCGGUUAAUUCUAACAAUACGUAAAAAAGCUCUCUUUGUCUAAUAUGUCAUUUUAUUACGCAAAGACGAAUUUAAUUCAAUUAGAUUAGCGCAACUUAGUUAAUGAUUCAAUCGUUACAUUUUUCUACAUUAAUCACACAGACUCGAUGAAAAUACAUUUUAUAUAUAAUCUUUUAUCAAUUUUUAAUCCAACUACAAAUAAUUACAGACCUCGGAUUGUACGCACAGUGAAACAAGCGUGCGGAUGUCUCUAAUUUAAGAAAUGUUUUUCCUGUACACUCCUAAUAAUUAUCUAUUAACCAUAAAGAUGUUAGAGGAAUGUUUACAUAUAACUCGUUCUAUAAUCGUAAUCCUAAGUUACUUGGGAUGCUCAUACGAAAUGCUCAUCGUAAUGUAAACCAGAAGUAACUACAUUCUUCUAUGUCAAUCAUGCAGAUAAAUACAAGGAUGAAAUCGCAAAUAUUUUACAGAGCCUAGUCUACUGGAACACAACCUUUUUUGGUGAAUAGUCUCAGUUAGCUACAUCUAUAAUUUUAUGAUUUUUAUUUCUUUGAGUUACUUCUUGAACGUUAAGCUAAAAUUCUUAUCUUAACGAAAAAAGUCUUUUUGCAUCCCUAUAAAAGAAUGGAUCUCUUAUUCGAUUAAAAAAAAUAGCUAUGACACAUUUAUGUACUAAAUUGAAGAAUAAAAGUAUUCUUUCUA